CUCAUUCGAAGAUUAAUUGCAGAAAAACGGCCUUGACUUGUCUGUACAAUCAUAAGUUACGUUUAUGGUUUGCCCUGAAACAGAUGUUCCAAUUUGAUUAUUUAUCUCCUUAUAAUAUAUUUUAUUUUCAUCAUAAUUUCAAAAAUAAUAACGUUAAUUUACGAUUGACGAAAAUUAGCAAAUAUCGCAAGUAAUUUGUUAAAAAUAAUAAUUACUCUUUAAACGUGUGAUAAAAUAUAUAAAUAAAAAUUGUUAUUGCCUUGAGUUAAAUUUACGUGGAACAAAGUACUUUGUAAAUAACCAUAUUAUUUUUGGAUCGGUUUUAUUAAAAAUAUAUAAGAAUUUUAAAAAUGAUAAAAAAAAUAUUAAAGUAAAUGAUAGGAUCGAUUUAUUAAAUAUUGUAUGAUAUUUUAAUAAAAUAAUAAAAAGAAAUAGUAGCGAUCGAAUAAAAUGAAAUUAUAAUUAUUUGGAAUCGUAUAUAUUGCGCGUGGUAUCGCGCUAGUUUGUUACGCUCCUGAGCAUAAGUCUCUACUAGGGGUGCUUGCCCUGUGGAUGAACGUAAGUUGGACAGUAGUCUAGUGCCCUGAAAGACGGCGAUAACGUCGGCAUACGCGAAUAGAAAGUAAAAUAUUUCGUAUAAUAGUUUAAAUGUCAUCGGAUAUUUAUAGAAUCGAAACGCAAGAUGCGGAAAAUUUCCCGGCUUGCGGAUCGCAGAACAUGGACAUUGCGAGGGCCUACAAUUACCUCUUCGAGGAGAUAGCAGAUCCCAGAGUGGCAAACUUUCCUCUGAUGCGAGAUCCGUUUCCAAUGAUGUUAAUCCUGCUUGUUUAUCUAGAGUUCGUUCUUCAUAUUGGACCUCGUUAUAUGAAGCAUCGGAAACCUUACAAACUGAAGAACUUUUUGAUUAUCUAUAAUUGUCUGCUAGCGAUCGCAAGUGGAGUCACGUGCUAUGGAAUUCUAACGUCUGGUUUUACGACGAAUCUUUCUCUAGGAUGUGAACCUUGUAGUAUAUCUUAUGAUGCCGAACCUCUUAGGAUGGCUAGUUGGGUUUGGCGAGUAUUUAUAUUGAAGGUAGUCGAAUUAUGCGACACAAUCGUUUUUGUUCUUCGAAAGAAAUAUAAUCAGACAUCUUUCCUUCAUAUCUAUCAUCAUAGUACGACGGUUAUAAUGGCAUGGAUGGUUUGUAAAUAUGUUCCAGGUGGCAUGUGGACUUUCAUAAUAAUACCAAAUUGUAUCGUGCACGUAUUCAUGUAUACUUAUUAUCUACUGUCUGCUCUCGGACCAGGAGUAACAGAGAAGAUUAUGCCGGUGAAAAAAUAUAUCACGAAACUACAAAUAAUACAAUUCAUUAUUAUGCUGUUGCACACAGGUCAGGCACUGAUGCCCUCUUGCGAUCCAAAUAGAAAAUUUGUUGCUUGCUUAUAUACGAUGCAAGUAAUUAUAAUGUUAUAUAUGUUCUGGGGAUUUUAUAAAAAGUCUUAUACAAGAAAGAAGCUGGAAUGAGAGAUCUUCAAUGAUCGAAUGAAUAAAAUAUAAGGUCAUUAGAAAUUUCUUACGUGGGAUAAUAGGUGGAUUUUGCACCUAUAUUAAUAUUUAUAUAUCGCAUAAGGAUAAUUAUAUAUGAUUUAUAAUUAAACGCAUUUUUUUUUGCAAAAAUACAUAAGACUAUUCGUAAUAAUUAUUAUAUAAUAAUAAUUAAUGCGAAUAAUUAAUAUAAUUAAUUAUUAUAUUAAUAACCGAUAUAUAUAUAUAUAUAUAUAUAUAUAUAUAUUUUGUAGAAUGGUGCUUUUCCAUUGCAUUGAUCUUAAAAACGAAAUCCUAUAAGACUAUUUUAUAUUUUAUUAAUGGUACCUGUAACUAUUGAAAACUUUGUCAUUAUUUUAUUUCGUCUUAUUUUAUGAUGGACAAUGUCAGAUCGAGCAAUGUUAGUCUUGUGCACAUUUAUUUAAACUAUAAGAAACGUAAAGCUUAACCGAUCAGUUAUCAUUUAUUAUUUGAUAAUAUAUUAUAACUCAUAAUAUAUUCUCAGCAUUGUAUGAUUAAUUCUUUACAAUAAUUCUCUAUCGUAUCGUAUAAAAUAAUUAAUACGAAUAGUCAUAGAUAUUUUUACAAAAAAAAAAAAACAAAAAACAACAAAACAAAAAAAUAAAAUGCGAUCAAUUAUAAAUCAUAUAUAAGAAUAUGAUUAUCCUUAUGCGAUUAUAAGUGUAAAAUAUUUCGAAAUUGCUGAGAAUAUAUGAGAAAGAAAUAGACUGGCGAAACAAUAUUACGUUUAUUAAUUAAUAGCUUUUUAUUUAAGCUCAUGUACGAUUGCGGAUAUAUUGGUAUAAACUGCAGGAAGAAGGGUUAGGGCUUAUAUAGGACUCCAUCGCUUUCACGCUCUGAAAUUAGCAUAGCGGAUUAGUGUGUUCGUGGCUUUAAGUCGACACGCAUGGGCUACCACCGAUAAGAGUUUAUUAACGUGAAAGUGUAUUUAUCUCGACCCUCGAGGUCUUGCGGGGUCCUCUGCGUUGUAUAUUCUUUAAUUUUCUCUUCCCUUCGGAACCAUCUAAUCGCGCUCACGCACUAGCUUUUUUUUUUCUAAACAGUGUAUUUUAACUUGCAAUUCGUUUCUCCCAUAAUAUAAACUAUUAAAUAACAUUUAAAAUAAAUAAUUUCGUAUAUGCUCUUGAAUCGACGAUGUUGAACACAUCGUUAAAAUAGUAAUGACGUAUAAACGUUAUACGAAUAUACGACGUGAAAUUUUCUCUAGCCAGAUAAGAUGUCUUAUAUAUUUGAAUAAUUGACGUCUCUUUACUAUUACAUUUCGACGUAUCUUUUAUUUAAGAAUAUAAUAAGAAUAUUGUUAUGUAUUUAAAUGAUUGUAUAUGUGUAUCCAAAUCUUUUAUUGCUUCCAGCGUGAUGUUCGUUGAAUUCUUUUAUAAAAAUUGAAAAAAAUGUAUCGAAUACUUUUUACAAAUUAAAAAUCUUGGCAAUUGAUAGAAUA
Molecule: messenger RNA, 2986 nt
Organism: Vespa crabro (European hornet)
Lineage: Eukaryota; Metazoa; Arthropoda; Insecta; Hymenoptera; Vespidae
Product: elongation of very long chain fatty acids protein 1-like
Exons: 7
Coding region: 649-1503 (284 amino acids)
Biological process (GO): fatty acid elongation, polyunsaturated fatty acid; fatty acid elongation, saturated fatty acid; very long-chain fatty acid biosynthetic process
Cellular component (GO): endoplasmic reticulum membrane
Molecular function (GO): fatty acid elongase activity
Source: RefSeq, a predicted model, not a curated record